This is a messenger RNA of Phialemonium atrogriseum, 1308 nucleotides long. RefSeq lists its product as uncharacterized. The coding region runs from base 1 to 1308 and encodes 435 amino acids. The transcript has 3 exons. Gene Ontology annotation, molecular function: protein binding. The record is from RefSeq and is a predicted model, not a curated record. NCBI's taxonomy places the organism in Eukaryota, Fungi, Ascomycota, Sordariomycetes, Cephalothecales, Cephalothecaceae.
AUGGCAUCGAUAAUACAAAGAUAUUGGUCGAGUUUGUUGUGGCUCCCGCUGAUAAGUGUAGCUGCUGGAGGAGACGACACUUGCGCUCUCAGACAUUCACCCGCCUCCUCCAUUGUCCCCUCGCUAUACGCGCCCAACUCAGCCAUAUGCACUGUACCUACCGUGGGAAGUAAUCGGAGCGUCACUGAUGUGCCAAUAUCCGAACAAUCGCGAUGGAUACAAGACACCCAAUGUCAUGGAUUUGAGGGGGUCCAGUUUUGCGCAUAUACUCAGUCAUCCCUCAAUGAAGGCGAAAGCGUGUCACUCAUCACCACACCUGAAAGAUUCGCAAAACUUGCAUCAGAAUCAGCGUUCAGAGAGCGUGUUGACGAUUCAUCCAGCCAGGUACUGUCAGAGUCAUCCUUACCAUACAGGGACGUCGCAAUACCGGGCAAGGGGAUUGGUUUGAUCGCAACCCGUCCAAUCCGGGCUGGCCAACGCAUCAUGGCACAUAGACCAGCCGUCAUGGUCGACGGAAGAGCAUAUCCUGGGAUGAGCAAGGAGAAUCUGGCCGAUCUUCUCGCGCGCGCCGUCGAGCCACUGCCCCCUGUGCAUCGGGACCGAUUCCUAAAUCUAUCAACUCACGAUGGCGCCAACGGUUAUACCGAUCUGGUGCACAAGAUCUUUACAACCAACACUUUUCGCACGAGUGUCAAUGACGGCGAAUCAGACUUCUACUCGACUUUCACCGAGGUUUCCCGGCUCAAUCAUGACUGUCAGCCAAACUGUGGAUAUUAUUUCGACCACACCACCCUGUCUCUUAAGGUCAUUGCCGCCACCGAUAUUUCGCCGGGAGAGGAGCUCUCCGUGUCAUACAUCGACGUUCUCCAGCCACGCUCAAAGAGACAAGGUUACCUGCAUACGCACUGGGGUUUCCACUGCUCAUGCAAGCGCUGCACCGCCGAUGCACAUCUGGCCGCCGAGUCCGACAGCCGGAUCGCGCAGAUCCACCGACUGCGGGCGGAGCUCGACGACUACUCUGACAGCUCGACCGCGACGCCGGCAAAGGCGGAGCUGCUAGUGCUGCUCUUCGAGCUCGAGGGUGCCGCGGGACGCAUGCACGAGGCCCUCUACCGGGCUGCGAUCGAGUGGAGCGGCGUGGGCGACGCGGCGCGGGCAGUGAAGUAUGCCAGGUUGUGUCUCGAUCGGGGGCUCCGGUUUAGGGGACAGGGCAGACCGUUUGAGGAGAGCAUGCGGAGACUCUUAGAGGAUCCGGAGGUGCAUUGGAGUUGGAGGUCGCGUUUACAUGCUGGCCGGGAAGAGGGUUGA